AGCCAGCCAGAAGAAGCUUUGUUCUCCCAAACGUAUCUUCUCAAAAACUCAGUUUCCUAGAAGUUCCUCUCCACACCAUGCAUGAACCAUACUAUUUCUCUCUCCGUAUAUAAUAAAUCACUCUUCUCACUCCUCUCCAACACUACCACUGAUCAGUGUCACUCAAAAAUAGAAAGAAAAAAAAAAAAAAGGUUUUAGAAAAUGAAACCAAGUUCUUCAUCCUCCCCACGACCCAACAACAACAACAACAACAAUUGUUACAGAAUAAAAGGCCCAUGGAGCGCGGAAGAGGAUCGGAUCCUGACCUGGCUGGUGGAAGCCCAUGGGCCGAGGAACUGGGCCUUGAUAAGCCGUCACAUAAAGGGCCGGUCGGCGAAGUCGUGCAGGCUUCGAUGGUGCAACCAGCUGAGUCCCGCGGUGGAGCACCGACCCUUCUCCACGCGCGAGGACGAGGUUAUACUCCACGCGCACGCGCGCUUCGGGAACAAGUGGGCCACAAUCGCCAGGCUUCUUCCGGGCCGAACCGACAAUGCCGUUAAGAACCAUUGGAACGCCACGCUCAAGCGGAGGGCCCCCCAACGGCGUCGUUUUGCCACGGAGCGCUUCGAGGACGACACGUUUACUGCGUUGACUCUGGCACCGCCGGGGAGUUUCGGGCCCUAAUGAGGGAUUAUCCAAAUAUUUAACACAUUCACUUAAGGGAAGUUAUUUUGUCUCUCAACCCAAAAACACUCAAGUUUCUUUAAAAUAUUUUUUAAUUUGUAUUUAAAUAGCCUCUUAGAUUUUUUUUUUU
Molecule: messenger RNA, 793 nt
Organism: Cajanus cajan (pigeon pea)
Lineage: Eukaryota; Viridiplantae; Streptophyta; Magnoliopsida; Fabales; Fabaceae
Product: transcription factor MYB73
Biological process (GO): regulation of DNA-templated transcription
Cellular component (GO): nucleus
Molecular function (GO): DNA-binding transcription factor activity, RNA polymerase II-specific; RNA polymerase II cis-regulatory region sequence-specific DNA binding
Source: RefSeq, a predicted model, not a curated record